Molecule: messenger RNA, 4564 nt
Organism: Drosophila arizonae
Lineage: Eukaryota; Metazoa; Arthropoda; Insecta; Diptera; Drosophilidae
Biological process (GO): fungal-type cell wall organization
Cellular component (GO): fungal-type vacuole; fungal-type cell wall
Molecular function (GO): structural constituent of cell wall
Source: RefSeq, a predicted model, not a curated record
ACAUAUUCCUUUAUAUAUAUGUAUAUUUUGUAAGUUAAUUAUAGCUCGACUGGCACAGCACAACACGAUGAUCUUUCUGCAGCUCUGGUGGACGCUGAUGGUGCUGACAGGCAGCUCCCAUACGGAGCCACCGAAGCAGUUUGCGGCGGACUCAGGCAGCGAGGAGCUGAGCAAUUUUCAUGAUGCCGUAAAUGAGGCACGCGAUCAGCUGCAAGAAAUACACUCGAGCUAUGGACAGGUGCAGAACGCUGACCUGUAUCGACAUCGGCGCAAUAGCAUCGAUGAAUUGCUGGCGAGCUUUGCUCAGGCAGGCAAUAAGGACGCAGCUGAGCAGAAGGAUAGUAGUAAGGCGCAGCCAGAGACGGCGGAUGAUUGGCUUAGUGACUUUGAGGCAAGCUUGGCGCAGGAGCAGCCAGCAGCUCCACUAAGUGCAGCAGCAGCGGAUAAAGGCGCAGCAGCAGCAGAAGGUGCAACAGCAGCAGCAGCAGCUGACAAAGGUGCAGCAGCAGCAGAUGAUGCUGCAGAGGUGAAAGCAGAGCCUGCUGACAAAUACCAGCGCGCCACAGGCAAGGCCAAGUCCAUUGAUCAUAUUAGCUCGUAUAGCAAGGGCUUCGAUCAAACCGAAGUGGGCAAGGUGAAGAAGAAGUACAAGGAGCUAACGGAUGAGAAUCUGCCCGUCAGCCAUUUGCCGAAUAAGCCACAAUUCGAUUUUCUUAGCGGUGGCGCCACCGAGCUGGACAUCAAGCUGCGCCACAUGCAACAGCAACUGAACAAUCAUGAGCUCCAGCAAAGUCGGGACAUUAAAAAGGAUCCCAAGCCGGACCUAGAGCAGGGCCUCAGAGACUAUGGCAAUGAUAUUGUGCCAAAUGGAGUCUAUGAGCAGACGCUGGCUCGCCUACAAUUUCCACGCCUCAAUCCCAAUAAUCUGUCACACGAGGCGAACUAUAAGCUGUCCAAAAUCGAGCAGGAGGCGGCCGAGCAAGCCAACAAGAUGCGCUAUCCCCCUGGGCUGAAGAAGCGCAGCUCCAAUAACGGUUUCAAUCCCAUGAACGAGAUCAAACUGAAGACGAGCAACAGGCUGAUGCUAAAGGGCAUGGGACCAUCGCUGCCCAGCAAUUCGCUCUCUGAUACGCUGCGUGCCAACUAUGUGAACGAUAUAAUCAUGCAGCGUGAGCUGAGGAUGGAGCGCGAACGGGAGAAGGAACGCAAGCAGGAGCAGCAGGAGAACGAGGAGCAAGCGGGUGUCAUGCACUUGCCAUAUGAAUCGCUCAGCUCCAUCGAGGAGAGUUCCAUUCGCGGCCUUGGUGCUGAUAGCAGAGCGAGCUCCAAUUUGGAUGUCUCCAGUAUGCACCUGUUGGACACGCCGCAGAGCUACGACUAUCGCAUGCCCCACUUUGAUCAGUUUAUGGCGUCAAGGCAGCGCGUCUUGCCCAAUCUGCGGGACUAUGCGCAUGCGAAUACCAAACUGAAUUUGGGACGGGAGGGCGAACGCUACAAGCGGCAGCCGGAGACGCAAGAAAAAGGCGAGCUCAAGUUCGCAGAAGCUGAGAGCGAGUCGAGCAUGGAGCAAACGGAAGCGGCCUUGGGCGGGGCCAAAGGCAAAGGCAACGAUAAGCUGCCAGAGGCAGAGGCCAUAAUGGCCAGACUCUCGGCACCGGAGCCUGCCAUAGCUGAUAAAGUGGAGGCCAAGCUGAAGGCAACUGAGGCAAAAGUGGAGAGCCAAGGCGCAGCUCAGCUCAAACCAAAUCAAGAAGCUCAAGCCGCAGCACUCCAGGCCGAAGCUGUUCAAACCAAUAGGCAGUCCACGCAUCAGGAGCAGGUCGAUGCCUCAGUGGAUGCUCAACCGUCGCAAGCUGUCAAUGAGAAUGCCAAACAGACUGAAAUCAACGAGGCGCACUCACAGAUGCUGUCCAAGGUGAAGUCUGUGGAUGAGAAGGACAAAGAAAUCAUGCGGAAUGAAGAGAACUCUCUGAAGACAAAGACCAAGCGUGAAGAGUUGUCUGAGCUGCAUGGCAUGUGCAAGACUCAUCCAGAUGCUGUGAUCAAGCUGCUGGCCAACAAGAUCUCGCAGCAUGAGAAGGAGCGAGAUAAACGCAAUACUAAGCGGAGGAAUAGGCAACGUGGGCUACGUCAAAAGCCCAAUCGCAACGGUAGCAAGCGACGCUGCAAGCGCUCAGUGGAGACGGAGCCACAGGCAAUGCCAGAGGCAAGUGCACAAGGUGAAGAGCAAUCACAAUCCGUUCUGCAAUCGGAGGUACAGUCAAAAGAUCAGACAGAGACACAAGCAAAGUCCGAUGACUCAGAUGAUCGGCUAGGAUUCAAGCUGGAGCUUCAAUCAGAGGCAGUGGAAUCGGAUUCACAAUCUGAUCCAGAGGUGAAGACUCUAUCGGAAAGAGAGAAAAGAUCCCAGCGCUACUCCGAAAUGGAGGCACAGUCGGACUCACAGCUAGACAGCCAGUUGAGAGCUAAAAGAAAUCAUGAUUCAACGCUAGAGCUAGAAUCCGAAGCACAGUCGGAGGGCUUAUCAGAGAUUCAGUCGGAUUCACAGCUAGAGCCCCAUACGAUUUCCAAGAGAUAUCAAAAAUCAGAGCGAGAUUCCGAUAUACAAUUAGAAGAGACUUCCCAUGCAGAUGCACGAAAUAUGUUCGAUUCUCGUUCAGAGCUCUUCAGGUCGCCAUCGCAGUCGGAGUCGGACUCACAAUCCCAAUCCCAAUCAGAUUCGGAGUAUUCUCCGCUAAUCCAACCGAAACUGGAAUUACAGCCAUUGCUAAAUAUAAUGGAUAGUCCAUCGAAAGCAUUAGAUGCCUUCGAGGACCACAAUGGCAAUCGUUUGCAUUAUGGGAACUUGGGCAACGAUCUGUAUCUGGAUUCAGCUAAAAUUGCGGAGGACAAUGAUGAYGAUGAUCUGUCCUAUGAUAGAUCCCGACUGUCCAGUUUCAAAGGCGAUGACCUGACGCAGGAUUCGGGCGCAGUUGACACCAAUAUUUUCACCAAUUCGCGCUACCAGGUGCCCAUGAUGAGUCAGCGUAACAAUCCACAGCCCUACCAGUAUAUGCAACCCUUCCAAUCAUAUAUGCCGCCUCAGCAGCCGCAGCACUUGUAUCCACAGCAGCUGCAACAGUUGCAGCAGUGCCAGCCGCAAGUGGUGCAGCGACAACAGCCGCAGCAGCCCCAACAAUUCCAUAAUCAGCUGCUGACUAACAACUUGAAGUCGAAUCUGAAUUUUACGCAUCUGUUCCAUGAGCUGGCGAAGCUGCAGAAACCGCAAGCGACAACCGCGGCAACAACAACAGCAGCUCCUCCUGCUUCUGCUGCUGCUGGCAGCACCAUGAAUCCCGAUUGUGUUCCUAUUCCAACAGAGAGCACAACUUCGCGCACUCAGUCAAGCACUGCAGCACCCGAUGUCGCAGUCGAUAAUAAUAAUAUUUGCAAUAGACCUGAUGCCGUUAAGCUGAAUGUGUCGCUGAAUGCGAAUGUGUGCACAGAUCCGAAGACGAAUCAAUUCAUUAGCAAUGGUACGAUCAGUGUGCAGCCGAGCGGUUCGCGUAUUAUUUCAUCCUCACUUGUGGACGAGGACUACGGGAACUUGGAUAGAGACGAGCGUUAUUCACGCGAGGCCAUGGAUCGGAACGAAGACGCCAAGCAGCGACGUCAGGAUCGACACAAAAAGAAAGCAAAGAAGAAGGGCAAAAAGGCAAAAAAAGGAGAUGCAAAAGAUGAUAAUGCUAAGAACAAUUCGAACUCCACUUUGAGCUCUUCGAGCAACUCUUCGGACAUACACGUAGAUAUGAAUGAGCCGCAUAAUGAGCACUAUGGCAAGCUCGUCUCUGGCAAGCUAUCCGAUGAUAUAGUUCAUACUGUUUUCAAUAUGGUGAGCAAUGAUCCGAGCAUGGAUGCAUUGGUCGCAGUGCUGGCCAAGAAUCGUAAAUGCGCUGGGAAGGCAGCCAAGAAUUUCUAUCAGAUACGCAACAAUCAGAAUGAGAAGCAGCUGCAGGAGACGGAGUAUAUGGUGCGUCGCACUAUGGAGACGAUUAGCGAUCUGAUUGAUAAGCAAAUGCAAAUGAAGAAUUGUAUGCCAUUGCGACCCGAUCUGGUGGAGUUCUACAAUCUGAUCAUGAAAAAUAUGGCCGAGCAGCAAAAGACGCGCGAUAAACGUGAGGCGAAUCUGCGAUUGCUUGCCCAAAGCAACGAGCAGGCGGACCAAAUUUUGGAGCCGGCUAACAUUGAGCAAAAGUCACGUAUUGUCAAGAAGCUGCUGCGAGAGUUCGAGGAACUGCCUCUCGAGCAGCAGAGGCAGGCGGCCGAUGUGCGGGAUGAGCUGCUCCUGGAUCUCAUCUAUCUGCGCAAAAUGUCCGAUGCGCUGGAGCGGAAGCAGCGCGAUGCACAGCUGGACGGACUGCUGCACAAGGCCAUCGUUACCGAGGGGGCGGAGACAAUACACCAAGAGUUCACGCCGCGCUUCAUCAAGCUGUUCAAGACAGCAGAGAUCUUCAAGGAGGUGGGCGAGCAGCAGGCAAGGGAUUUUAUAGGUCUUUGAGAGGGAGCUGAAAUGAAAUAUAUGUUG